This is a messenger RNA of Rodentolepis nana, 2007 nucleotides long. NCBI's taxonomy places the organism in Eukaryota, Metazoa, Platyhelminthes, Cestoda, Cyclophyllidea, Hymenolepididae. The record is from the annotation of a GenBank genome assembly.
AUGUCUUCACUUUCUUACUCCCAACUUAUGUCUAGCAAGAGAAAGCGUGGUGCUGAUGCAGAAACUGUAAGCUCUAACGGAGAAGAGCAUGCAUCGGCAAUGGAUAUUGAUAUAAAUGAUAGUAAAAAGUCAAGGCUAGAUCAACAGGAGUCGUCUCCUCCAUCUUGUGUCAUCCAUAUUCGAGGUCUUCCUGUGGAUGCAACCGAAAUGGACGUAACUCUACUCCCCAUCCCUUUCGGCUACCAAAAAAAUAUGGUUCUGUCGAAGCGAAACAGUCAAGCUUUAAUUGAAAUGGAGUCACUCGAUAGUGCAGUCACUAUGGUCAAUUACUACAAGCAGUAUCCGGCUGGCUUACAUGGUCGUCAGUUGGUACUCCAAUACUCAAAGCAUUCUCAUUUGGAGUUGAAAGCUGAAAACACAAUGAUGACCCAAGCCAUUAUUCGUGCUAACCAGGUUGUUCAACAAGAUCUCCCUGGAGUUAAUACGGGAACUCCAAAUACUGUUCUUCGAAUCCUCAUUGAAGAUAUCAUGGAUCAGCAAAUUAAUCAUAUAAUUAUUUACAAGAUCUUUCAUAGGUUUGGGAAGAUUUUGCGCGUUAUUAUUUUUCUAAAACACGAUCAUUAUCAAGGAUUUAUCGAAUUUGAGAACCAUAUCCAGGCGUUUGUUGCCAUGUUGCAUUUAAAUCGCCAAAAUAUUUAUACGGGUUGUUGCACCCUAACGGUUGAAUUUUCUAAAAAUCGUGGUCCAUUGGAGAUACGUCAGGAGAGUCAAAAGUGUCGUGACUACGUUCUCAAUCCUUUAACUGAGGAAGAACAGAUGAAUCUUCGUCGCUUACCUGCUGCAGGAAUGUCCCAUGGUAAUGGUGGGAGCCAUAGUGGUCAUGGUGGUCAUUCUGCCUUUGCACCGAAUUCUGUUGUUGCUGCAGCAAUGUCUCAAUUUGCUAAUGUUACAGGUAGUCCAACUGUCCUGCAUCCUCAUCAACAAACACCCACCGCUAUGGCUUCUCCGUGGAUGGGCGCGGUAUCAAAUAACAACGCCUGUAGAAUGAAUGAUAUGACGUCGCAGAUUAUGGCUGUCGCGCAGAGUGCAGGCAUCCAACUCACUCCAGCCGCGGCUGCUGCUACUGCUAGUUUCAUGUCACUCUCUGCUCAAGGUGGAGGGUUUCCCAAUGCGGCAGGGGGUCCGGCAAUUAAUCCUACUUUGGCUAACCUUUUGACCUUUUCUGCACUUUCUGGUGGUGGUGCUACUGCUAAUCAAGGCAAUGCAGGUUCCGGUUCACGUAGUGGUGGUGGAGGAAGUGCUGGCAACGGGUCCUACUCCGGCACUGGUUCUCUCCAAAAAAUCAAUGCAGCUCAAGUUGCUGCUGCGGCUGCUCAAUCUUCAUCUCUGGGUUUACGUUUGCCUAUCAACAAUAAUGGGAGUACUGUCCUCAUCGUCUCUAAUCUCAAUGAAGAGCGAGUGUAUCCGGAUGCCUUAUUUACCUUGUUUGGCGUCUACGGCGAUGUUAUGCGCGUAAAAAUCAUGUUUAACAAGAAGGAUACCGCUCUGAUUCAAUUCAAUGACCCCCAACAGACUGUUCUAGCCAUGCAGUUCCUGAAUCAAAAGAUGCUCUGGGGGCAGCCUAUGAAGAUUGCAAUUUCACGUCAUAACUACGUACAAUUGCCAAAAGAAGAUAAGGAUAAUCAUUUGACAAAGGACUACUCCAGUAGUCUACUUCACAGAUUUAGAAAACCUAAUUCAAAGAAUUACCAAAAUAUCUAUCCACCAAGCAACGUUCUCCAUCUUAGCAAUAUUCCCCCGAGUGUUACUGAAGAUGAUGUCCGAACCCUCUUCCGUUCGAAGGGCUUCGAAGUUGUGGGAUUCCGUUUUAUGCAGAAAGAUAACAAGAUGGCUCUUGUGCAGUUGGAAAGCGUUGAGGGAGCAAUGGAAGCACUUAUUGCUCUUCACAACACCCAACUGAGUGAGAAUUCGCACCUACGUAUCAGCUUUAGUAAAUCCGCCCUAUAG